Messenger RNA from Rhagoletis zephyria (snowberry fruit fly), 1122 nucleotides. The record is from RefSeq and is a predicted model, not a curated record. NCBI's taxonomy places the organism in Eukaryota, Metazoa, Arthropoda, Insecta, Diptera, Tephritidae.
AUGGGCGACUCUGACGACGAGUACGACCGGCGCGGCCGAGGCCGGGACAAGUUUCGCCGGGAGCGCAAUGACUACGCCGACGCCCGUCCGCCGGUCGAUGUCGGCGGCGGUGGCCCCGGUGGUCCUGGUGGGCCUGUCGGUGGCAGUGUUGGUGGUGGCAGCCUGGGCGGUGGCCUCAGCCGCCGCAACGACUGGGGCGACCGCAACGACCCACCCAACAACUCCGCCAGCAUGGUCGGCGGCAGUGGUGGCACCGGAGGAGGAGGAGGCGGCGGUAAUAGCUGGACCUCCUCAUCAGGUGGCCUAAACCGAGGAGGCGGAGGCGGUGUUGAUCGAAACCUGCCACCUCGAAGAGACAACUACGGCCGCGACAGCUACGGCAGCGGCGGCGGUUCAAUGGGCAACCGUGGAUACAAUAGCGGCGGCGGAGGAGGCUACAACAGUCGAAACGAUCGCUACUCGCCGGCGGAUCGCACCGGCGACAUGAGCCCGCCGUCCAAGCGAAUGCGUGGUGGUGGGCGUGACUGGGAUGACCGAUAUCCAAACUAUGAACUGGGCGGUGGUCAUCAUUCGGGCGGUGGUGGUGGUGGACAUUACGGAGGAUCCAGCGGAGGAGGAGGCGGUGGAUACCAGCACCACCGAGAUGAAGAUGAACUGCACCAGCCGCCGAUGCUGACGCUGAAGCAGUUCCUCCUCGACCAGGACGACAACAUAGACGAGGAGACGCUGCUGAAGAAGUACAACGACUACAAGAGCGACUUUCGCCGCACGCAGCUGCAGGAGUUCUUCAACCGCCACAAGGACGAGGAAUGGUUCCGCGUCAAGUACUUUCCCGAUGAGAUUGCGAAGCGCAAGGAGCGCCAGGCGGCGACCAACGCCCGCCGCCUGGCCGUCUUCAUGAAGCUCCACGAGGACAAGUGGUUCGACGGCAUCUCGCUGGACGUCGACCAGGCGGACGCCAUUGUGCGGGUGAUGGACGCCGUGGCCAUCAUGCUCGAGGGCGGCACUGACUUUGACCUGAAGGCCAUCGACGAGGCGGCGGCGGAGGAGGCCGGCGGGCUGCCGCGGCCGAAGGACGGCCCCGGGUCGAUCUUUGCGGUGGAGAGCGCCAGCGGCUCCAAG